This is a messenger RNA of Suhomyces tanzawaensis NRRL Y-17324, 2862 nucleotides long. RefSeq names its product alanine--tRNA ligase (gene ALA1). Gene Ontology annotation, biological process: alanyl-tRNA aminoacylation; tRNA modification. The record is from RefSeq and is a predicted model, not a curated record. Gene Ontology annotation, cellular component: cytoplasm; mitochondrion. Gene Ontology annotation, molecular function: ATP binding; alanine-tRNA ligase activity; nucleic acid binding. The transcript has a single exon. Lineage: Eukaryota; Fungi; Ascomycota; Pichiomycetes; Serinales; Debaryomycetaceae. Bases 1 to 2862 code for a protein of 953 amino acids.
AUGUCUACAUCACAUAGCGAUUGGUCCGCCUCAAAGGUCAGAUCGACCUUCUUGGAAUUUUUCAAAACCAAAAAAAACCACACCUUUGUUCCAUCUUCAUCGGUCGUUCCUCACAAUGACCCUACCCUUUUGUUCGCCAAUGCUGGUAUGAACCAGUAUAAGCCCAUCUUUUUGGGUACCGUUGACCCUCUGUCCGACUUUGCCACCUUGAAGCGUUCUGUCAACUCCCAAAAGUGUAUUCGUGCUGGUGGUAAGCACAAUGACUUGGAAGACGUUGGCCGUGACUCAUACCAUCAUACUUUCUUUGAGAUGUUGGGUAACUGGUCUUUCGGUGACUACUUCAAAAAGGAAGCCAUUUCUUGGUCCUGGGAAUUGUUGACUGAAGUUUACAAGUUGGACAAGGAUCGUUUGUAUGUUACCUACUUCGGUGGUGACGAAAAGCAAGGGUUAGAACCAGAUUUAGAGGCUAAGAACUUCUGGUCCGCUGUUGGUGUUGCUGACGACCACAUCUUGCCAGGUGAUGCUAAGGACAACUUCUGGGAAAUGGGUGACCAAGGUCCAUGUGGUCCUUGUUCUGAAAUCCAUUACGACAGAAUCGGUGGCAGAAACGCUGCUCAUUUAGUCAACAUGGACGAUCCAAAUGUCUUGGAAAUCUGGAACAUUGUCUUCAUUCAAUACAACAGAGAGGCAGAUGCUAGCUUGAGAAGUUUACCAGCCAAGCAUAUCGACACUGGUAUGGGUUUCGAGAGAUUGGUUUCUAUUUUGCAAAACAAGUACUCCAACUACGAUACCGAUGUUUUCCUUCCAAUCUUCGACAAGAUCAGAGAGAUCACUGGUGUCAGACCUUACACUGGUAAGUUUGGUGCUGAAGAUGUCGACGGUAUUGACACUGCUUACAGAGUUAUUGCUGACCACGUCAGAACCUUAACUUUCGCCAUCUGCGAUGGUGGUGUUCCAAACAACGAAGGUAGAGGUUAUGUCUUAAGAAGAAUCUUGAGAAGAGGCUCCCGUUACGUUCGUAAGUACAUGAACUACCCAAUUGGAACUUUCUUCCAGCAAUUAGUUGAUGUGGUGAUCGAACAGAACAAGGAGAUCUUCCCUGAAAUUGUCAAGGGUGCUCAAGACUUGAAGGAAAUUUUGAACGAAGAAGAAUUAUCCUUUGCUAAGACUUUGGACAGAGGUGAGAAAUUGUUCGAGCAAUACGCCAUUAUUGCUUCCAAGACUCCUGAACAAACUUUAUCAGGUAAGGACGUUUGGAGAUUGUAUGACACUUAUGGUUUCCCAGUUGAUUUGACCAGAUUGAUGGCCGAAGAAGCUGGCUUGAUGAUCGAUGAGCCAGGUUUUGAAAAGGCCAAAGAACAAUCCAGAGAAGCCUCCAAGGCCACUGGUAACAAGGACACCGCUACUUUGGUCAAGUUAGACGUUCACUCUUUAUCUGAAUUGGAUUCGAAUGACGAUGUUCCAAAGACUGAUGACUCCUACAAGUACGGUCUCGAAAACAUCAAGGCUAACAUCGUUGCUAUUUACGAUGGUUCCGCCUUCGUCUCUUCCAUCAGUGAUUCCACCAAGCAAUACGGUAUCUUGUUGGACAAGUCACCAUUCUACGCCGAGCAAGGUGGUCAAGAAUACGAUACCGGUAAGUUAGUUAUUGACGGUAAGGCCGAGUUCAACGUCGCCAACGUCCAAGUCUAUGCUGGUUACGUUUUGCAUACUGGUUCCCUUACUGAGGGUACCCUUAGUGUGAAGGACGAAGUCAUUGCUGCCUACGACGAAUUGAGAAGAUGGCCAAUCAGAAACAACCACACUGGUACUCACGUGUUGAACUAUGCUUUGAGAGAAGUUUUGGGAGACUCUGUUGACCAGAAGGGUUCUUUGGUCGCCCCUGAAAAGUUGAGAUUUGAUUUCAGCCACAAGCAAGCUUUGAAACCAGAAGAAUUGGCCAAGGUUGAAAACAUCUCUAACGAAUACAUCAAGGCGGAUAAGGCAGUUUACUCCAAGGAAGUUUCCUUAGCUGCUGCUAAGGAAAUUUACGGUUUGAGAGCCGUCUUCGGUGAGACUUACCCAGAUCCAGUCAGAGUUGUCUCCAUUGGUGCUCCAGUCGAUGAAUUGGUCGCUAACCCAAAGAACGAGGACUGGAACAAGCUUUCCAUCGAAUUCUGUGGUGGUACUCACGUCGCUAAGACUGGUGAAAUCAAGGACUUGGUUGUUAUUGAAGAAUCUGGUAUUGCUAAGGGUAUCAGAAGAAUUGUAGCUGUCACCGGAAAUGAAGCACAUGAAGUUCAAAGAAUUGCCAAAGAUUUUGACACUGAAUUGAACCAUGCCAACGGCUUGCCAUUCGGUCCAGCCAAGGAAGCCAAGUCCAAGGAAUUGGGUGUUGCAUUAAAGAAGUUGUCUAUUUCUGUCUUGGACAAGCAAAAGUUGACUGAAAAGUUCAACAAGUUGGACAAGGCCAUCAAGGACGAAUUAAAGACCAAGCAGAAGGAAGAAUCAAAGAAGACUUUGGAGGUUGUCAACGAAUGGUUGGCUAAGGAAGAUGCAGGUGAAUACUUGGUCAGCCACAUUCCAAUCAACGCCAACGCUAAGGCCAUCACAGAAGCUAUCAACUUGAUCAAGAAGUCCCACAAGACUAAAUCUAUUUAUUUGAUCACCGGUGCCACCGACAAGGUUGCCCACGGAUGUUACGUUUCUGACGAGGCCAUUGCUAAGGGUAUUGACACUACUGCCUUAGGUCAAGCUGUUUCUACCAAGAUCGGUGGUAAGGCCGGUGGUAAGGGUAAUAUUGUCCAGGGUAUGGGUGACAAGCCAGAAGGCAUCCAGGCUGCUAUCGACGAAGUUGCUAAAUUGUUCAAUGAAAAGUUGUAA